AUGUCUCAGGAGUGGCCGCCCGCCCCGCCGGGGAACCUUAACGAGCUGCCCGACCAGUCCCCGCUGGUGGGAGCCGCCGUGACCGAGCUGCGGCGCCGAGCCGAGGCUGACCGCAGCCAGCACUGGCCGCUCACUCUCACCGACUCCUUCCUGCUUAGGUUCCUGCGAGCCCGAGACUUCGACCUGGCCCUGGCUUGGAAGUUAUUGAAGAACUAUCACAAGUGGAGAGCUGAGUGCCCAGAAUUAAGUGCAAAUUUACAGCCUUCCUCUAUUCUCAAUCUCCUGCAUGCUGGUUACCAUGGAGUCCUGAGAUCAAGGGACCCAGGUGGCAGCAAAGUUCUUAUUUAUAGAAUUGGACAAUGGGAUCCAAAGAUGUUUACAGCAUAUGAUGUGUUUCGUGUAAGUCUUAUCACAUCAGAGCUUAUUGUAAAAGAGAGAGAGACACAACAGAAUGGAGUCAAGGCUAUUUUUGAUCUUCAAGGGUGGCGAUUUGCUCAUGCAUUUCAAAUCAGUCCAACAGUGGCCAAGAGGAUUGCUGCCGUGCUCACAGAUUCCUUUCCACUAAAAGUUCGUGGCAUCCACUUGAUUAAUGAGCCUUUAUUCUUCCACCCGGUCUUCGCUCUAAUUAAGCCCUUUCUCACUGACAAAAUAAAGGAACGGGUGUAUAUGCAUGGGAGUAAUUACAUACAGAGUCUGACGCAACACUUCCCAGCCAGCAUUCUCCCACAGGAAUAUGGUGGGGAGGAUGUCUCCAUUGAAGACCUUUCCCAAGAGUGGACUGACUUCAUAAUGGAAUCUGCAGAUUACCUUCAGAGUAUUUCUCUGGUUUUCCAGUGA
This is a messenger RNA of Emys orbicularis (European pond turtle), 837 nucleotides long. It is a transcript of the gene TTPA, whose product is annotated as alpha tocopherol transfer protein. Gene Ontology annotation, biological process: vitamin transport; vitamin E metabolic process. The transcript has 5 exons. NCBI's taxonomy places the organism in Eukaryota, Metazoa, Chordata, Testudines, Emydidae. Bases 1 to 837 code for a protein of 278 amino acids. The record is from RefSeq and is a predicted model, not a curated record. Gene Ontology annotation, cellular component: late endosome; membrane. Gene Ontology annotation, molecular function: vitamin E binding; phosphatidylinositol bisphosphate binding; lipid transfer activity.